Molecule: messenger RNA, 750 nt
Organism: Funneliformis mosseae
Lineage: Eukaryota; Fungi; Glomeromycota; Glomeromycetes; Glomerales; Glomeraceae
Source: the annotation of a GenBank genome assembly
AUGUCUGAUCAUAAUCGAUUUCAGCAGUCAUUCCCCCUUAAUAGUAAUAAAAAAGAAGCAACGAUUUCUACAGGUUCAUUUCCUAAUCCCAAUAACAAUUCGUUAAAAGAACCUAUAGCUUCAACCUUUUCGGUCAUCGAGGUUUCUUCGGAUAAUCAUGAAACUAAUUCUUCGAUGCCAAGGAACAAGAAACCUCGUUCUCGUAGAAAUAACUCUUCAUUGAAUCGUGUUAGCCGUACCAAUAAAGGUUCGUUUAAAAGCGAACCUUAUUCGAUUCCGUAUUCAACGAGGUCUCAAACUCGUCAACAAGGUCUUUCGACAGAAACCACAAGUCCCUCAAUGAUUAUGGACCCUAACGCGACAAACGAGAGUACUGGAACGAAUACAGAACCUGCAACACAACCGCAAAUUCUCUUGGCAGGACGAAAGAGACUGUGUGCUAAAUGUAAAGAUUCAGCAAAUAUUGUAAAGAUGAUUAAUUCUAAAAUGAGUAGAAUUGAAGAGUUGAUUAAAAACCUCAAGAAAGUUACCGGAGAAAUUAGUAAUGAAUUCAAGAACAACGGUCUUACUCAAACCAUAUCAUCAUCAUCGUUUGGAAACAUGGAUUUAUCAAAAAUGAGCAUUGACGAUAUACAAAAAUUUGUAACCUUUAUAACAAAUAAGUUCGUUACUACUCCUAACAAGUCAACAAAUUCCACCGAGGCAUCAAUUGAUUCUGAUAUCCUUGCGAAUAAGAAAUCUGAAAAUUAA